AAACGGUCCCCCGGUUGGUUGUCGCAAUAUGGCUGCGACUGUAGUCAAACAUGCUUUGUAUCCUGAUGCAACAAUCACCAUGGCGUUGUUUAGAGACGUUACGAAUGCAGCAGAGCUUCGACAACAUGUCAUGAAGGGAGAAUUCGAGGCUUCCCUCUUGAAACCAGCAAUGAUUGUGGAUCCAUUCCAAGUCCUUGUAGCUGCCAAUAAAGCUGUACAUUUACAACGCAGUGGGAAAAUGAUGACAAGAAAUGUUCACACAGAGAUACUCUUCAGUCUUUCACCCUCAAAAAAUAUUUCAGAUUCAUUCAAGAAAUUCGGUUUGGGUGACUCUGAUACAUCAGCUUUAGUUGUGAUCAUCAAUGACAACAAUGGCAGCACACUGACAGCUGUGACAGACAAGGUGCAAGGAAGACUGGUUGAUGUCACAGAAGUUAAAGAGCUCACAGACUCAAACAUAGUGAAUAAGGUGUACAAGCUCACUGAGGAAGAGCUGACUAUAUCAUCUCCACUGGACUCCAUCACGACAAGGAUUGCAGCGAAGGAAAUGGCCGUUGUUUGACACACACCAGCUACUGUUCUGCUCUAUAGAUUUGAAUGAACAUGUAAAUUGAAAAUAAACAAUAUCUGUCA
Haliotis rubra (blacklip abalone) is the source of this 633-nucleotide messenger RNA. Its product is annotated as EKC/KEOPS complex subunit TPRKB-like. Gene Ontology annotation, cellular component: cytosol; EKC/KEOPS complex; nucleus. Bases 29 to 562 code for a protein of 177 amino acids. Lineage: Eukaryota; Metazoa; Mollusca; Gastropoda; Lepetellida; Haliotidae. The record is from RefSeq and is a predicted model, not a curated record. The transcript is spliced from 4 exons. Gene Ontology annotation, biological process: tRNA threonylcarbamoyladenosine modification; telomere maintenance via recombination.